Molecule: messenger RNA, 3530 nt
Organism: Siniperca chuatsi (mandarin fish)
Lineage: Eukaryota; Metazoa; Chordata; Actinopteri; Centrarchiformes; Sinipercidae
Gene: snai2
Product: snail family zinc finger 2
Exons: 3
Coding region: 2011-2793 (260 amino acids)
Biological process (GO): regulation of DNA-templated transcription
Molecular function (GO): RNA polymerase II cis-regulatory region sequence-specific DNA binding; DNA-binding transcription factor activity, RNA polymerase II-specific
Source: RefSeq, a predicted model, not a curated record
GACAAAGACAUGAGGCAAACAACGUACAUAGUCAAUCGAGAACAGGUGUACAAUUGUCAUUGGUCAUGUGGUUGAACAGGAUUUCAAAUCUAUUGGAUAAUGAAUCCCAGAGUGGGCGUUGCCAUAUGUCUAAGUGCCACACCCCAUGCAUUAACACAACAUCAGAGACAAAAGACAGACACAUCUUGAAGUUCCAGAGAUAGAAACACUGUCCUGCUAUGACACAAUGCAGGGCCAAGGAUACACGGCUGCCUCUCUGUUAAUUGAUUUCGAGUUCAUACACUACAGCACCUGCUUUUCAGAAUCAGUGAUAUGAUUUGAGUCGGCACACCAUGCUUUCACUCCCUCUUUCAUUGCUGUCAGUAGAACAGCAUCCACAUGCGCUGAAUGCAGAGAACAGUACUGAAGCAUGAAAACUGCAAGAAGGCAUUUUUCACCUGGCCAUGCAUGGUCUGCUUCUCUUGGAUAUGGUUUGGUUGGUGGGUAAUAUUGAUUUCAAAGCAUUAUCUUUUACGGUGCACAACGUUUUCUGCUGGAUCACCACCAAACGCCACCAUUCCUCACCCAUCCUACUUGCCAUACUGAGCGCUGAAUGUGUGAUAGUAGCCAGGAGUUAUUAUGCACAGAUAACCUUCCCUUCCCUUUAUAAUCCAAGCAGGCACAAAGGGAAACUAUUCAUGAUCUGCAAUUAUGUUUCCUAGAUAAGAUAAGCAGUUCACAAUUAACUUAAGGCUUGCCCCAGACAUAAGGAGCUUUUCAUAUCUGCUGACCUAGCCAAUCAAACUGCUCCAGGAGCUGCUUUUCAAUAUCACCAUAGCUAAGCCUUUGCCUUUGUGUUUCUUUUUUUAUGCCUUGUUACCUCAAGAUGUUCAACUCAUGCCUCUCUCAGAAGAACUGAGUUGAACACAAGGGGGCGUAGACUGCUAAGUUUGCUUCUCCUUGUCCAGUUCAGCAGCAGCAGGGCUAAAUUUGAUUAUGGUAUCAAGUCUGACCUUGAGAGGGAACUACACUUAAAUUUACAUUUCAAGGAGGAAUGCCUUAUUGCAUUAUAGACAAGGAAAUGUGUGCCUUUCUCCACACACAAAUGCAUUAGGCUAGGCCAUCCAUUGGCGAUGCCACAGAAUGAAGAUGUGGAUGGCAGCAUGCAGGCUGGUGCAGUUGUUUGAGCAUGAAGUCAUAAAUGUAUCUGUUCAAUAGAUUUGGUGAGAAAAUGUGUCGACAUAUAGACAAUAAUCCUUCCCUUCUCCUUCAGUCUAGUCAUUAUCAUCAUCAUUAGGAGUGCUGGUGUUGGUAUUCUCCAAUUCAAAUAUGCCACCCAUACAGGAUUAUCAAGUCCCCAGAGUGUUUGUAACACAACAAUCAUCAGUAGCACCAUGCACACUCUGUGCAGUGAUUGCAUUAGCAAUGGCAUUUUAAAUAACCCUGUCUAUCUCACCCUGUAGCUCUUUUCUUUUCCUGGCACUUCACUCUUUCAUGAUCUCUCUGUAGUUACAGCAGGUAUAUAUAUUUUUUAAAUGCUCUGUACUUUUUGGUUGCUUUUAUUUCGGUAAUUUUCUGCUGCUGCUGCUGCUGCUCUUAUUGUCACCCUGGGUAACAUCCAUUGCCAACAGCAUGAUGCCAUGUAACCUACACUUGCAUCCUUGAAACACACUCAAGUCUAGCACAAAGCACCUGUCUAACUAGAGUACUAACCCAGCCCCUCGGGGUGUUAUGCGCUCUUAUAGGCUAAAAGCACAUUUUUAAAGCUGCAUGGUAAAAACGAGAUUUAAUUGGUUUGAGCUCCCAGUAUAUGUAGAUGGCAGUGGAUGGCUCCUCCCAUGCACCUGAUGGGGAGUAUUUACAGCUCUUUACAGCUUCCCGCUGCACUGUUUCCAAGAGCGCAGCGCAGCACAAUGACACUCCACUGGACUUGAGCAAUAAGGAUUUCCGUCUUCACACAGUAAACUGACGCUCACCGCUAUAUUUUCCAAGAAAAAAAGUUUGCCAAAAGUUGUCCACUUGUUUUUCAAGAUGCCACGCUCUUUUCUGGUCAAGAAACACAUAAACUCCGCAAAGAAGCCAAAUUAUAGUGAGCUGGAGAGCCCAACAGUGUUCUUCACGCCGCACAUCUACAGGGGCCUUGCCCUGCCCGUCAUCCCCCAGCCGGAGAUCCUGAGCCCGGCAGCGUACAGCCCCAUCACAGUGUGGACUACCAGCAACUUGCCGCUGUCUCCGCUGCCCAGUGACCUCUCCCCCAUCUCCGGAUACCCCUCAUCGCUCUCCGACACCUCCUCUAAGGACCACAGCGGCUCUGAAAGCCCGAGGAGUGAUGAAGACGAGCAGAUGCUGCCCAAGCUGACAGACCCUCACGGAGUGGAAGCAGAGAAAUUCCAAUGUAGUUUGUGUAGCAAGUCCUACUCCACGUACUCUGGACUGCUCAAGCAUAAACAGCUGCACUGCGACGCCCAAACGAGGAAAUCCUUCAGUUGUAAAUACUGCGAGAAGGAGUAUGUAAGCCUGGGAGCUCUCAAAAUGCACAUCAGGACUCACACUUUGCCUUGUGUAUGCAAAAUAUGCGGGAAAGCUUUCUCUAGACCGUGGCUGCUCCAAGGACACAUCAGGACGCACACCGGAGAGAAGCCGUUCUCCUGCCCUCACUGCAAUAGGGCUUUUGCGGACAGGUCCAAUCUCAGGGCUCACCUACAGACCCAUUCGGAUGUGAAAAAAUACCAAUGCAAGAACUGCUCCAAAACCUUCUCCAGGAUGUCUCUUCUGCACAAGCAUGAGGAAUCUGGUUGUUGUGUAGCACACUGAAUUGGGAUACUUUUUCACCACCAGAAAAAAAACAAAAACCCUCUGUUGCUUCUAUAUUUUUCCAAGCCCAGGAGAACUUUCAGGGAAUCACAUGGAGGGGGGUUUGUUCCAAAGACUUUUUUUUUCUACGAGCAGUCGAUUUCAUUUCAGAGUGAGAAAUAACUCUGCGCUCACGUGCUUCUCGUUUCAAGCAGUGUUUCUGUGAUUGCAAUCAGUGCCAAGCUUUGUCAUACCAUGUACUCACCUACCUGUGCUAUUCAUGCACUUUUCUGCAUGUCUAGAAUGUUUUAUAUGCCUUCACAAUGUUAUCUGCAGUGUUUGUACCAGUGUCUCUCAAUGGCUGUUACGCAGUCCUCCACUUUUUUAUAGGAACCACACAAACAAUACCAAAAGGCGCAUUAUGAAUGACAGUAUAAAUAUAUAUAACUAGAGGGAUACUGAAGCCAUUGUUACUUAGGGAAGUGCAAACUUAGUUUUUAGGGUGAAAUUAUUAUAACUUUUGCACAGUCAUUAGAAACAGUUUGCCAGCACUCAAAUAGCAAAACAAAUUUUCUCAAGUGCCUCAGUUUUACUUGGCAAUAAUAUGUAUGUUUCCUUUUUUAUUUUUAUAUAUUGAAUGUAAGCGUGACUGAGAUGAUUGUAUAUUAACAGUGAAAACUGUGAUGCUGAAUGAUUUUUGAUAUUUUCAUAUUCUCAUGACACUUUUAAAAAUAAAGUUUCAUGACAUUUUGUAAAAA